CACAGAGCUGAGACGCUGAAGACUGAAGGAGGAAAAACAGCCGCGCAGAAAAAUGUUGUUCAAAGCAACAGAAUCCAUCUGAACCGAACCAGAGCGAACCGACCCGAACUGAGGAGGUCUGAUCUGAUCCAGCUUCAGUCUGGACUCACCUGGAUCCACCUGAGAUCCUCUGAGGACUUUUACUUGAAUCAGGAAGUGAAGCAGCUGCAAACAUGGUGAAGUAAGGAGCGUUACCAUUGGCAGGCUCAGAAUGUGAAGGUGAGCGGAGUGGACGACAUGGUUCUCCUGUCAAAGAUCAACGAAGACGCCAUCACAGAGAACCUGAAGAAGAGAUACAUGGACGACUACAUCUUCACCUACAUUGGUCCAGUGCUGAUCUCAGUGAAUCCAUUCAAACAGCUGCCGUAUUUUACUGAGAGAGAAGUGGAGCUGUACCAGGGAGCAGCUCAGUAUGAGAACCCCCCCCACAUCUACGCUCUGGCUGACAACAUGUACAGGAACAUGAUGAUUGACAGCGAGAAUCAGUGUGUCAUCAUCAGCGGUGAGAGCGGAGCUGGAAAAACUGUCGCUGCCAAAUACAUCAUGAGCUACGUGUCCAAGGUGUCAGGGGGAGGAGACAAAGUACAGCAUGUUAAAGACAUCAUCCUGCAGUCCAACCCUCUGCUGGAGGCCUUCGGAAACGCUAAAACUGUUCGCAACAACAACUCCAGCAGAUUUGGGAAGUACUUUGAGAUCCAGUUCAGCCGAGGAGGAGCUCCUGAUGGAGGAAAAAUCUCCAACUUCUUGCUGGAGAAAAGUCGAGUUGUGUCUCAGAAUCAAGGAGAGAGAAACUUCCACAUCUACUACCAGCUGUUGGAGGGGGCCAGUGGGGAACAGAGGGAGAACCUUGGGGUCACAACCCCCGACUACUACUACUACCUCAACCAAUCAGGAACCUACACGGUGGAGGACGUCAAUGACAAGAAGGAGUUCUCCGAUACUCUGGGAGCGAUGUCGGUUGUGGGUCUGUCUGUGGAGGAUCAGGAUUCGGUUCUUCAACUUGUUGCAGGAAUUCUUCAUCUGGGGAACAUCAGCUUCAGAGAGGAAAACAACUACGCUGUGGUCGAAAGCCAGGACUUCCUGGCGUUCCCGUCCUUCCUGCUGGGAAUCCCUCAGGACGGUCUCUGCAGUAAGCUGACCAGCAGGGUGAUGGACAGUAAGUGGGGCGGGAAGACAGAGUCCAUCUCCGUCACGCUGAACACCGAGCAGGCCUGUUUCUCCAGGGACGCCCUGUCCAAAGCGCUGUACACCCGACUCUUCGACUUCCUCGUCGAUUGCAUCAAUAAAGCCAUGCAGAAGGACCAGGAGGACCUCAACAUCGGAGUCCUUGACAUUUACGGCUUUGAGAUCUUCCAGAAAAACGGCUUUGAGCAGUUUUGCAUCAACUUCGUCAAUGAGAAGCUGCAGCAGAUUUUCAUUGAGCUCACCCUGAAGGCUGAACAGGAAGAAUAUGUUCAGGAGGGAAUCAGCUGGAAGCCCAUCGAAUACUUUAACAACAAGGUGGUCUGUGACCUCAUCGAGUCCAAACUGAGUCCUCCUGGGAUCAUGAGCAUCCUGGACGACGUUUGCGCCACGAUGCACGCUAAAGGUGAGGGGGCAGAUCAGACGCUGCUGCAGAAACUGCAGGGACAGAUCGGAUCGCAUGAACACUUCAGCAGCUGGAACAGAGGAUUCAUCGUCCACCACUACGCCGGCAAGGUGUCAUAUGAUGUCAGCGGAUUCUGUGAGCGGAACAGAGACGUGCUGUUCAAUGACAUCAUCGAGCUGAUGCAGAGCAGCGAGUUUCCAUUCAUCAGAGCGCUGUUCCCCGAGAAUCUAGAGGCGGAGAAAAGAGGCCGACCAAGCACUGCCAGCAGUAAGAUUAAGAAACAAGCCAACACUCUGGUGCAGACCCUGAUGAAAUGCACCCCCCACUACAUCCGCUGCAUCAAACCUAAUGAGACCAAACGGCCCCGAGACUGGGAGGAGAACCGAGUCCGACAUCAGGUGGAGUACCUGGGUCUCCGAGAAAACAUCAGAGUCCGCCGAGCUGGAUAUGCCUACAGACGGGUCUUCAACAAGUUCCUGCAGAGGUAUGCCAUCCUGACCAAAGAGACCUGGCCUAGCUGGAGGGGGGAGGAGCGUCAGGGAGUCCUGCACCUCCUCAACUCUGUCCACAUGGACCAAGACCAGUUCCAGCUGGGAAAGACCAAAGUCUUCGUCAAAGCUCCAGAGUCGCUUUUUCUGUUGGAGGAGAUGCGGGAGCGGAAGUAUAAUGGCUAUGCUCGGGUCAUCCAGAAGGCAUGGCGUAAACAUAUUGCCGUCCGCAAGUAUGUCAAGAUGAGGGAAGAAGCCUCAGACGUCCUGCUGAACAAGAAGGAACGCCGCAGGAACAGCAUCAACAGGAACUUCGUUGGCGACUAUAUCGGCACUGACAACCAUCCCGAGAUCAGGCAGUUCGUUGGCCGCAGGGAGAGGAUCGACUUUGCCGAUGUUGUAGUGAAAUAUGACCGAAGGUUCAGGACUGUGAAGCGGGACCUCAUUCUGACUCCAAAGUUCCUGUACCUAAUUGGUCGUGAGAAGGUGAAACAGGGUCCAGACAAAGGUCAGAUCCGGGAGGUUCUCAAGAGGCAUAUUGAGCUCCACAAGAUCCAGUCUGUUUCUCUGAGCACUCUGCAGGAUGACUUCUUCAUAGUUCACGAGGAGGAGUACGACAGCGUUCUUCAGAGCAUCUUUAAGACAGAGUUCCUCAGUCUGCUAGUAAAACGUUAUCAGGAGAAAACGGAGAAGAAGCUGCCACUGAAAUUCAACAACCUUCUGGAGUUUAAGGUGAAAAAAGGUGGCUGGGGUCCUUUCAGCUCCUCAGGGUCCAGGCAGAUCCAGUUUCAGGGGGGUCAGGGGGACGAGGUGGUCCUGAAGCCCAGUGGGAAGGUCCUGCAGGUCUCCAUUGGACCAGGUCUACCUAAGAACUCCAGACCGACAAGGAAGGACAACCGCAAGAGCCGCUACAUGGGCCACCAGGCUCCACCCACGGGCCAGUACAACUCAGCUCCUCACUCCAGAGGGGGCAGGGCUCCAAGGGGAGGCGCCUCCUCCUCCAGAGGCUCCUUACUGAGGCAGCAAUCCAGCAUGGAGCAGCCCACGCUGCCCCGCUUCCAGAGCCAGCACCGCCGAGACAACCCACGCACCCAACACCAUGACAUGGGCUUCAUGGACGUCCCUGACCAGGGCGCUGCAGGGCUGCAGCGGCGGCGGUCGAAGGAGGUGAAGCCUGUUCCUGGGGCGGGCCGACCCAAACCAAAGCCAAGAACUCCACAUUGUCGAGCACUGUAUGCCUACGAUGCCCAGGACACCGAUGAGCUAAGCUUCAACGCUGAUGACGUCAUCGAGAUACUCACUGAAGAUCCGUCUGGUUGGUGGUUUGGUCGGCUGCGUGGCAGAGAGGGCAUGUUCCCCGGAAACUACGUGGAGAAGAUCUAGACUUUCUGUCUGGGGUCAGAGGUCACCAACCUGCUGCCACCACUGGGUCAACAGAAACCUGAACGUUAACAAACACGAGUAGCAGCCAUCAGUCAACCAGGGCCGCAGAGGUCGAAGGUCAGGUUCAGGUGUUUCUACCUGCUGACUUCUGGACUCAAAGUGUCCCCAUAACACUGCUCACUGUCCUGCUAAAUGGUCCUCACAUGGCUUCAAAUCUCAUGUUGCAUCCAGUUGGCCUAAAUGUGUCUGUGUGACUACAGUCUCUGAUCAUCUCAGGUGUCUUUAAAAACAUCGUCUUGAUAAAUUCUCAUGUCAGUGUUACCACCUGAUAUCGUGUUUUGUCCUGUCAGUGCUCCCUGUAGGCCCCAGUGUUCAUUACAGAUACAGAAUAGACAAAAAGAUCAAACAUGCCUGGGGUUUCAAGUGUCAAACACAGACAAGAUGAUCAGAAAGUGAAAGUCACCCUGGAGCUUAAACAUGUAAAACAAACUUCUUUUAUUCUUCUGAACAUGUAAAACAUCACUGCUGAAAACACAUCAAACAUUUUAUCUCUGAUUAAAAGAUGAAAUACGGAUUUAAUAGAAACAUAAUCUUUAUAAAUGAUUAAACAUUUUUACACUGAAA
Messenger RNA from Stegastes partitus (bicolor damselfish), 4122 nucleotides. RefSeq names its product myosin IEb (gene myo1eb). The record is from RefSeq and is a predicted model, not a curated record. Gene Ontology annotation, molecular function: actin filament binding; microfilament motor activity; ATP binding. Bases 277 to 3498 code for a protein of 1073 amino acids. The transcript is spliced from 27 exons. Gene Ontology annotation, cellular component: myosin complex; actin cytoskeleton; plasma membrane. NCBI's taxonomy places the organism in Eukaryota, Metazoa, Chordata, Actinopteri, Pomacentridae. Gene Ontology annotation, biological process: actin filament organization; endocytosis.